AUGGUCCCGAAACCGGACGGCACCCUCCGCUUCUGCAAUGACUUCCGCCGCCUCAACGAGGUCUCCAAGUUCGACGGAUACCCCAUGCAUCAGCAAAAGCUGAAGGAAGAGCGUGAGGCCAAGAGAGCACAGCUGGACAUCAGACAUGACUAUGUUCUCAGCAUUGUGUCCUCUUGUGUGGGCCUGGAGAAAGCUGAAGUGGAAGAUGCGAUACUGGAGGGCACACAGAUUGAGCGGAUAGAGCAGUUCUUUGCUGCCAAUGGCCUUCCUCACCUCAUUUUAUACUACCAGGACACAGAGCCUGUGGACACAGAUCAAUUUGUCUUUGUGCCUUUGGUAGCCGUAUCCUCCUCAGUGAUUCGCAGUAAGAAAGCCAAGGUCUUUGUGACGGAAGGCACAGAUGUGGCCCUCAAUGGCAUUUGUGUAUUUUUCACCCGGGCAAACCCCUCCAAGCCUAUCACUUCAGAGAAUAUCCACAGGGAUGUGAACUUUAACAUGUUGGACACCACGGGUGUUGGUCUUCUGAAGAGCGUGGAGCAGCUGCUGUCAGAGAUCUUCAUCCCCACUCUGAGGAAGAUGAACCACGGCUGGGGAGAGCUAGCAAGCCUGCAGGCUCAGGCUGUCAAGCAAGACUUUAUUAGCUUUCUGGACAGCUUUGUCUCUGUGUUAGCUGGGGCACAGGAGAGCCUGCAGGAAAAGGUAAACCUCAAAGAAUGUGAAACAUUUGACUUGAAGACAUUGAAAGGUCCUUCAGAUUACACUGCUGUGGCCAAUAGCACAGAAGCUCUGGAGAAGAUUGAAGCCUGCAUGAAAACUUGGAUCAAACAGAUCGAACAGGUCCUUGCAGAGAGUGACCAGCUAAGGAAAGAGGCAGAUGACCUGGGCCCCUGUGCAGAGCUUGAUCACUGGAAGAAACGCAUGUCCCGUUUUAACUACCUGCUGGACCAGUUGAAGAGCCCUGAGGUCAAAGCUGUGCGGGGGGCAAAACAGUCCAAACUGAUUAAGGUUUGGCGAGAACUAGACAUCAGAAUCACUGAUGCAGCAAAUGAGGCCAAAGACAAUGUGAAGUACCUGUACACCCUUGAGAAGUUCUGUGACCCGCUGUACAACAGCAACCCUGUGUCCAUGGUAGAAGCUAUUCCUGGGCUCAUAAACGCAAUACGUAUGAUCCAUAGCAUCUCUCGUCACUGCAACACCUCAGAGAGGAUCACUUCCCUUUUUGUCAAGGUUACAAAUCAAAUGAUCACCGCCUGUAAGGCCUAUAUCACAAAUAACGGCUCCUCAACCAUAUGGGAUCAGCCGCAGGAAGGGGUAUCUGAGAAGCUUAAAGCUGCCAUUCGCUUGAAUCAGGAAUACCAGAAGUAUUUCCAAAAAACCAAGCAGAAACUGGAGGAGAAUCCCUCGGAGUGCCAGUUUGACUUUAGCGAGAUGUACAUCUUUGGCAAGUUUGACACAUUUCAGCGAUGGCUGAACAAAAUUCUAAACAUGUUUAGCACCAUUACCACCUACAAUGCCCUGCAGGACUCCAAAAUUGAGGGACUGGAAACCAUGGCAACCAGAUUUCAGACCAUUGUGUUGACCAGGAAGAAAAAACAGUACAGUUCCCUGGACCAAAGAAGGACAGACUGUAAUCAGGACUAUGAUGAAUUUUGUAAACAAACCAGUGAACUUCAUAACCAACUGAAAACUUUCAUGGACAACACCUGUGACAGAAUUCAAAAUACUGAGCGGGCUUUAUAUGUGCUCAAGAAAUUUGAAAGGCUUGGCAUCCCAGACUUGGGCAUCAAUGAGAAGUACCAGAAAAUUCUGCAAAACUUUGGAAGGGACAUUGAGAUGAUCUCUCAAAUUUAUACCAAGCAAAAGACAGAUCCCCCCAUUGCUCCAGAUCUCCCUCCAAUCUCAGGGAAGAUCCUCUGGGCUCGGCAGCUUUACAGCUGCAUCCAGGAGCCCAUGGAUCUCUUCCAGCAGAUGCCUGGGCUAUUCAGCACCCCAGAUGCCAAACCCAUCAUUCGAAAUUACAACCGGGUGGCCAAGGUGCUGCUGGAGUUUGAGGUGCUUUAUCAUCAGAUCUGGAUGGCAGAGGUUGAAGCAGUUAAAGUGGGCCUGCAAGCAUCUUUGCUCGUCAAGAGUCCAGAAACUGGGGAGCUGUAUGUGAACUUUGAACCCCAGAUCCUGACGCAGAUUCGAGAAACAGACUGCAUUCAAGGAAUGGGACUGGAUAUUUCACCCUUUGCAGCCAUCUUGCAGCAGAAAAAGGAUGUUUUAAAAAAGAACUACAAUAAACUACAGUUGAUGGUGAGAGAGAACUCCAGGGUUAGGUCUAAGAUCCAGCCAGCCUUUGAACAACUGCUCAUGCCACAUGUGGCUAAAGUAGAUGAGGCCAUUCUGCCCGGUCUGACCUCCCUCAGUUGGACCUCUCUUAACAUAGAGAAAUACCUUAAUCGAAUCACUACUGCACUUGAGGACCUUGAACUUCUGCUGCAAAGAGUGAAUGACCUGGUGGAGUUUAGAAUUGAUGCUGUUCUCCAGGAAAUGAGCACAACUAUGCUGUGUGUGGUGCCUGAAGAUGAGCCAUGCACCUGUGAGGAGUUUGUACAGACCACCAAGGAGCUUUGCAUCAAAGGAGCCCAAAUGCUACAUACUAAAAGCUCAUUGGUGGAGGAGGCAGCCAAUGAACUGAUUAAUAUGUUACUGGAAUUUGAGCAGAAGGAGGAACAAGAGAGAAACCGGGAUGAGAGCAUGACAGAGAGCAAAGUGGAACAGAUGGGCAAGGAGGAAUGUAAAUCUGAGGGCCGUCUCUUGUCACGUAGCACCAUGGUCCCUAGUGUCGCCCCCUCUUCUCCAAUGAUGAGAAAGAAGAAGAAGAAGGAUCUGAUGAAGGUGAUGGAGGAGGAGACAAAGGAGCUACUGUCUCAUUUUAACCAUCGGAAUGUGGAUGCAUUACUGCGCCUCACCCGUAACACGCUGGAGACUCUACGCAAACGCAUCCAUGCAACAUCACUGAUGCAUUUCCUGGAAGCAGACUCCUCAAGUCGGCAGAAGGGAAGUGGGCAGCAGCCAAUCUUUAGGGUAGGAGUGUGUUUAGCCAUCCCCAACAUCAUCAUGGUUCCAGGGCUAGAUGAGGUUCAGCAAGCCUUGAACAGAACUGUGGACUGUGUGGUCAGCGUCAGUAAAGGAGUUGGACAGUGGAGCAAGGAAAGAAUUUCCAAGAGGAAAAUGAGUGAGCGACGCAUGGCUGCUCUGAAACAGAACAGCCAAGAGAGUGAAUCAGAAGAUGGCGAAUCGACCUAUCGCAGUACCUCAGAUAUAUCGGCAUCUGCAAAUCAGGCCAUUCCUGUCCAAAUUAAGAACUAUCACAAAAGCAUCUCUGAGAACAAAGAGAUUGUCAAGCUGGUCUCUGUGCUUAGUACGUCCAUCAAUUCCACGAAGAAGGAAAUAAUGAACGCUCUGGAUCCCUUCAGCCUUUAUCACCACAUCUGGAAGAAAGAUCGAGAGGAAACCAUCCAGAAAUUCAUCCAAGGGAACCCUCUUCUUUCUGAAUUUGAGUCGCAGAUUCUGUACUACAGGGAUCUGGAGCUAGAAAUUAAUACAGAGCCUGAGUUUAUCUCAGUAGGAGCUCUGGCAUUAUAUACAGCGGAUCUGAAAUUGUCUCUUACUGCUGAGACAAAGAGUUGGAUGGUGGAUUUUGGUCACCACUGCAACAGGAAGUAUCGCAUGGAGAUGGAACAGAUCUUCACUUUUAUAGAUGAGGCGAGCAAGAAACUCAACAGGACGAUUAAGGACUUGGAUGAUAUUCGUAUCGCCAUGGCAACGCUUAAAUUGAUCAGAGAACACCAGAUCUCCAUCGACUUUCAAGUUGGUCCAGUUGAGGAAUCAUACAGCAUGCUACAUAAAUAUGGAUUGUUGAUUGCCAAAGAGGAAGCAGACAAAGUGGACACACUUCGGUACACUUGGGAGAAACUGCUUUCCCGUAGCACAGAGGUGCAGAAUGAACUGGUGACCCUUCAACCAAACUUCAGGAGAGAACUCAUCAAAAAUGUUGAGAUCUUUGUAGAGGACUGCCAACACUUCUACCACGACUAUGACAAGGAUGGUCCCAUGGUGGUUGGAUUGGCUCCCCAGGAUGCCAGUGACAGGCUUAUUAUGUUUCAGAAUCGCUUUGACAACCUAUUACGCAAGUACAUCACAUACACAGGUGGGGAGGAGCUCUUUGGCCUACGCGUUACCCAGCAUCCUCAGUUGCUUGAGAUCAGGAAACAGUUGACACUUCUCCAAAAGCUCUAUGGACUUUACAACAGUGUCAUCGACACAGUCAACGGCUACUAUGAUAUCUCAUGGGCCGACAUCAAUAUUGACAAAAUCAACAAUCAACUACUUGAGUUUCAGUCGAGGUGCCGUAAGCUGCCACGGGCCCUUAAAGAGUGGCAGGCAUUUCUGGACCUCAAAAAAACUAUUGACGACUUUAGCGAGUGCUGCCCCCUGUUGGAUCUAAUGACUAACAAAGCCAUGAUGACACGGCACUGGAAGAGGAUUACUGAGGUUACAGGUCACACAUUUGAGGUCGAAACUGAUAACUUCAAGCUCCGCAACAUCAUGGAAGCCCCACUACUAAAGUACAAAGAAGAAAUUGAGGACAUCUGUAUUAGUGCUGUGAAGGAGCGUGACAUCGAGCAGAAACUCAAGCAAGUAAUUGCGGAAUGGGACAACAAGACUUUUACCUUUGCUCACUUUAAAACCAGAGGUGAGCUCCUUCUGAGAGGCGACAGUACAUCGGAGAUCAUUACUAACAUGGAGGAUAGCCUGAUGGUGCUUGGUUCACUUAUGAGCAACAGAUACAACACACCAUUCAAAGCUCAGAUCCAGAAGUGGGUUCAGAACCUCUCCAACACAACAGAUAUCAUUGAGAACUGGAUGACUGUGCAGAACCUCUGGAUUUACCUUGAGGCUGUUUUUGUUGGUGGAGACAUAGCCAAACAGCUGCCGAAGGAGGCAAAGCGGUUCUCCAACAUUGAUAAAUCCUGGGUGAAAAUAAUGACUCGAGCUCAUGAGAUGCCUAAUGUAGUCCAGUCGUGUGUUGGAGAUGAGACUAUGGGUCAGCUGCUGCCUCACUUGCUGGAACAGCUAGAGAUGUGUCAAAAAUCCCUCAUAGGGUAUCUGGAGAAGAAGCGAUUGCUCUUUCCACGUUUCUUCUUUGUGUCAGAUCCCGCCCUGCUGGAGAUUUUGGGCCAAGCAUCUGACUCACACACUAUCCAGGCUCACCUACUCAACAUCUUUGACAACAUCAAAUGUGUCCGCUUCCAUGAAAAGAUGUAUGAUAAGAUUCUGGCGAUAUCAUCACGAGAAGAUGAGACAGUUGAGCUGGACAGGCCCGUCAUGGCAGAGGGCAAUGUGGAGAUCUGGCUUAAUGCGCUACUGAAAGAAUCCCAGAGGUCUUUGCACCUUGUCAUCCGUCAGGCUGCACUUGCCAUUCAAGAAUCUGGCUUUGAGUUGAUCGAAUUUUUGGACUCCUUUCCUGCACAGGUUGGUUUACUGGGAAUCCAGAUGAUCUGGACGAAGGAUUCUGAGGAUGCUUUGAGCAAUGCCAGAUAUGACCGUAAGAUCAUGGCUAAAACCAACCAUUUUUUUCUUGAGCUCCUCAACAAUUUGAUUGACAUGACAACAAAGGACCUUGGAGCUGUUGAACGAACAAAGUAUGAAACACUAAUCACCAUUCAUGUACACCAGAGGGACAUCUUUGAUGAUUUGUGUCGUUUGCACAUCAAAAGUUCCACAGACUUUGAAUGGCUGAAGCAAUGUCGCUUUUACUUUAAUGAAGACUCGGAUAAGAUGAUGAUCAAUAUCACUGAUGUGGGUUUCGUGUACCAGAAUGAGUUUCUAGGCUGUACUGACAGGCUGGUCAUCACUCCUCUCACUGACAGAUGCUACAUCACUUUAGCUCAAGCUCUGGGAAUGAGCAUGGGUGGAGCCCCAGCUGGGCCGGCUGGAACAGGAAAGACAGAAACCACUAAGGACAUGGGCCGCUGCCUGGGCAAAUAUGUGGUGGUAUUCAACUGCUCCGAUCAGAUGGACUUCAGAGGCUUGGGCAGAAUUUUUAAAGGUCUUGCUCAGUCUGGCUCCUGGGGUUGUUUUGAUGAGUUUAACUGUAUCGACCUGCCAGUGCUUUCAGUAGCAGCUCAGCAAAUCGCCAUUGUACUCACCUGUAAGAAAGAACGGAGGAAGAACUUCAUCUUUACGGAUGGAGAUAACGUGGAGAUGAACCCAGAAUUUGGCAUCUUCCUCACCAUGAAUCCUGGAUAUGCAGGGAGGCAGGAACUUCCCGAGAAUCUGAAAAUUAACUUCCGCUCAGUGGCGAUGAUGGUUCCUGACAGACAGAUAAUUAUCAGAGUGAAACUGGCAAGCUGUGGCUUUAUUGACAAUAUUGAACUAGCCAGGAAAUUCUUCACUCUAUACAAACUGUGCGAGGAGCAGCUCUCUAAACAGGUCCACUAUGACUUUGGUCUCCGCAAUAUCCUGUCCGUCCUGCACACACUUGGAGCAGCAAAACGGGCCAAUCCUAAUGACACAGAGUCCACUAUUGUCAUGAGAGUUCUGCGAGACAUGAACCUGUCCAAACUGAUUGAUGAGGAUGAGCCAUUGUUCCUGAGUUUGAUGGAGGAUCUUUUCCCUGGAAUUAAGUUGGAUAAAGCUGGAUACCCUGAUUUGGAGUCAGCCAUAGACAAACAGGUGACUGAGGCUGGUCUGAUCAAUCACCCACCAUGGAGGUUAAAGGUCAUUCAGCUAUAUGAGACUCAAAGAGUCCGUAAUGGGAUGAUGGCACUAGGACCCAGCGGAGCAGGAAAAACAGCCUGCAUUCAUACUCUAAUGAAGGCCAUGACCGAUUGCGGCCAGCCUCACAGAGAGAUGCGUAUGAACCCUAAAGCUAUAACUGCACCUCAAAUGUUUGGUCGACUUGAUGUGGCAACCAAUGACUGGACUGAUGGAAUCUUUUCCACUCUUUGGAGGAAAACACUCAGAGCAAAGAAAGGGGAACACAUAUGGAUUGUCCUUGAUGGGCCAGUUGAUGCUAUAUGGAUUGAAAACCUAAACUCAGUCCUGGAUGAUAACCGCACACUGACAUUGGCCAAUGGUGACCGCAUUCCCAUGGCCCCCAAUUGCAAGAUUGUGUUUGAGCCACACAACAUCGAUAAUGCCUCCCCAGCCACAGUGUCCCGUAAUGGGAUGGUGUUUAUGAGCUCUUCUGUCCUUAACUGGAGCCCUAUUUUGGAGGGCUGGCUGAAGAAUCGUUCCCUUCAGGAAGGGGUGGUCCUGAGGGAGCUCUUCUCCUCCUCUUUUCCUGAGCUCUAUCGGUUCAGCACCCAAUCUUUGCAGUAUAAAAUGGAAAUGCUGGAGGCCUUCAUCAUCAUGCAGUGCAUAAACAUGCUGCAAGGACUCAUUCAGCCCAAGGAGCAGGGAGGGGAGCUGUCUCGUGAGCACAUGGAGCGUCUGUAUGUCUUCGCUCUGAUGUAGAGUGUGGGAGCCCUAUUGGAACUGGAUGAUCGAAUGAAGUUAGAGAGAUGGCUCCGUCACCAUGACAAGGUUGGCCUGGACCUUCCCAAUAUCCCUCCCCACAGCGAGGACACUAUGUUCGACUUUUACGUCACUAAUGAUGGCCACUAGGUUCACUGGAAUACCAGAGUGGAAGAGUAUAUUUACCCACCUGACUCCACACCGGAGUAUGGAUCCAUAUUGGUGCCCAAUGUAGACAAUGUUCGCACUGACUUUCUCAUCCAGACCAUUGCAAAGCAGGGCAAGGCUGUGCUUUUGAUAGGAGAGCAGGGCACUGCCAAAACCGUCAUCAUCAAAGGCUACAUGUCCAAAUAUGACCCAGAGUCCCACACUGCCAAGAGUCUCAACUUCUCUUCUGCCACCACACCUCUUAUGUUUCAGCGUUCUGUGGAGAGUUAUGUAGAUAAACGAAUGGGAACCACUUACGGCCCUCCGGCAGGGAAGAAAAUGUCCAUCUUUAUUGACGACGUCAAUAUGCCUGUGAUCAACGAGUGGGGUGACCAGGUCACCAAUGAGAUAGUUCGGCAGCUGAUGGAGCAAAAUGGCUUCUUUAACCUGGAGAAACCAGGAGAGUUCACCAACAUUGUGGAUAUCCAAUUCUUGGCGGCUAUGAUCCAUCCUGGAGGGGGACGAAAUGACAUCCCCCAGAGACUGAAGAGACAGUUUUCUAUUUUCAACUGUACUCUUCCUUCCAAUGCCUCCAUAGACAAGAUCUUUGGCGUGAUAGGCUGCGGUCAUUACUGUUCCCAUCUGGGAUUUUCAGAAGAAGUACGCAACACAGUGGUCAGGCUUGUUCCACUGACCCGAAGACUCUGGCAAUUGACAAAAGUUAAAAUGCUGCCCACUCCCGCCAACUUCCACUACAUUUUUAACCUGCGUGACCUCUCCCGCAUCUGGCAGGGAAUGCUCAGCGUGACUGCAGAGGUCAUCAGCUCGUCAGAUGUAUUACUGCGGCUGUGGAAGCAUGAAUGCAAACGUGUGAUUGCUGACCGGUUUACUGCCCCAGAGGAUGUGGCCUGGUUUGACUACACGCUGGCCAAGCUAGUGGAAGAAGAGCUUGGAGAAGAAGAACGAAUGGUGGUGGAUCUUGGGGUGGAUUCCUACUUUGUGGACUUUCUCAGAGAUGCACCUGAGGCCACAGGUGAAGAGCCAGAGGAAACUGAUUUCGACAUGCCAAAAGUAUAUGAGCCCAUCAAAUCCGUUGAUAGUCUAAUGGAGAGGCUGAACAUGUUUUUGAGUCAUUAUAACGAGAGCAUCAGAGGAGCAGGCAUGGAUAUGGUCUUCUUCAGGGAUGCCAUGAUUCAUCUGGUUAAGAUUUCUCGGAUCAUCAGAACCCCUCGGGGAAAUGCCCUACUGGUUGGUGUAGGGGGAUCUGGAAAACAGAGUCUGACAAGACUAGCAUCUUUCAUCGCUGGCUACAAGACUUUCCAGAUUACACUCACCCGUUCCUACAACACCCUCAACCUGAUGGAGGACCUGAAGGGAUUGUACAGGACUGCCGGACAACAGGGCAAAGGCAUCAGCUUUAUUUUCACUGACAACGAGAUCAAGGAUGAAUCCUUCCUGGAGUACAUGAACAACGUCCUUUCAUCAGGAGAGUCACACCUCACCAACUGGGAUGUCUUAUGGAUGAACACUGGCCUUCAAAAACUCAAGGAGGCCUCUGAGUCUGUUGCUACCCUCAGCAAAGAACUGGAGGUGAAGGAGAAAGAACUUCAAAUAGCCAAUGAGAAGGCUGAUAUGGUGUUGAAGGAGGUGACUGUGAAGGCUCAGGCUGCUGAAAAUGUCAAAGUCGAAGUUCAGAAGGUCAAAGAUAAAGCGCAGGCCAUAGUGGACAGUAUCUCUGCAGACAAGGCCAUCGCUGAAGAGAAGUUAGAGGCAGCAAGGCCUGCUCUGGAAGAGGCUGAGGCAGCACUGCAGACCAUAAAGCCAUCAGAUAUUGCCACGGUGCGAACACUGGGCAGACCACCCCACCUCAUCAUGCGUAUUAUGGACUGUGUGUCAUUGCUCUUCCAGAGGAGAGUGAACACGGUGAAAAUUGAUCCUGAGAAAAACUGCACCAUGCCCUCCUGGCAAGAGUCACUCAAACUCAUGACUGCUGGCAACUUCCUGGGCAGUCUACAGCAAUUCCCCAAAGACACCAUCAAUGAGGAGGUGGUGGAACUCCUCUCUCCAUACUUUGACAUGGCAGACUAUAACAUAGAAACAGCCAAGAGGGUGUGCGGCAAUGUUGCAGGGCUUUGCUCCUGGACCAAAGCAAUGGCUGCCUUCUUCUCUAUCAAUAAAGAAGUGCUUCCUUUGAAGGCUAAUCUGGCAGUGCAGGAGAACAGGCUGGCCAUAGCUAAUGUGGACCUCCAGAAAGCCCAGGCAGAACUAGAUGCUAAGCAAGCAGAGCUGGAUGUAGUUCAAACUGAGUAUGAGAAGGCCAUGUUGGAAAAACAGACUUUACGGGAGGAUGCAGAAAGGUGUCGACACAAGAUGCAAACCGCCUCUAGUCUGAUCAGUGGGCUGGCAGGAGAGAAGGAGCGUUGGACACAGCUUAGUAAAGAGUUCGCUGCUCAGACCAAACGACUAGUUGGUGACGUGGUUCUGGCUACAGCCUUCCUGUCCUACUCUGGACCUUUUAAUCAAGUGUUUCGCAACUUCCUUCUCACUGAUUGGCAGAGAGAAAUGAAGUCCCGUCGGAUUCCUUUUAGGACCAAUCUGAAUCUCACUGAAAUGUUAAUUGACGCUCCCACAGUAAGUGAAUGGAACCUACAGGGGCUUCCCAAUGAUGACCUGUCCAUCCAGAAUGGGAUUAUUGUUACAAAGGCUGCCAGGUUUCCCCUGCUGAUUGGCCCCCAGACCCAGGGAAAGAUCUGGAUCAAGAACAAAGAGUCCAAGAAUGAGCUUCAGAUCACCUCACUGAAUCACAAAUACUUCAGAAACCAUCUAGAGGACAGUUUGUCUCUUGGGCGUCCCCUACUCAUUGAAGAUGUUGGGGAAGAACUGGAUCCUGCCCUGGACAAUGUCCUGGAGAAGAACUUCAUCAAGACUGGGUUCACAUAUAAGGUGAAAGUAGGUGAUAAAGAAGUGGAUGUAAUGAAGGGUUUCCGUCUCUAUGUGACCACCAAGCUGCCCAACCCAGCAUACACUCCUGAGAUCAGCGCACGGACAUCCAUUAUCGACUUCACCGUUACUAUGAGGGGCCUGGAAGAUCAGCUACUGGGAAGAGUUAUUCUCACUGAGAAACAGGAACUGGAGAAGGAGCGGAUUGACCUGCUGGAGGAUGUGACGGCCAAUAAACGUAAAAUGAAGGAACUGGAGGAUAAUUUACUUUUUAGGCUGACUAGCACGCAGGGCUCCCUGGUGGAUGACGAGAGCCUCAUCACAGUGCUGGGAAACACGAAACGCACUGCAGAGGAGGUCACACAGAAACUCCAGAUCGCUGCUGAGACUGAGAUCCAGAUCAAUGCGGCCCGCGAGGAAUACAGACCCGUUGCCACAAGAGGAAGCAUUUUAUACUUUCUGAUCACGGAGAUGAGCAUGGUGAACGUGAUGUAUCAGACCUCUCUGCGCCAGUUCCUGGGCUUGUUCGACUUGUCCUUGACCAAGUCCUCAAAGAGUCCAAUUACAAGUAAGCGGAUCGCCAACAUCAUCGAGUACAUGACCUUUGAGGUGCACAAGUACGCAGCUCGGGGUUUGUACGAAGAACACAAAUUCCUGUUCACCCUGCUGCUCACUCUCAAGAUCGACAUGCAGAGCAACAGGGUCAAACACGAGGAGUUUCUGACCCUCAUUAAAGGAGGUGCUUCGUUGGACCUGAAGGCCUGUCCACCCAAAGCUGCAAAGUGGAUCCUGGACAUAACAUGGCUUAACCUGGUGGAGCUGAGCAAGCUGUGGCAGUUCUCUGACAUUCUAGAUCAGAUUGCGCGUCAUGAGAAACAGUGGAAGAGCUGGUUUGAUCGAGAAGCACCAGAAGAAGAACCAAUCCCAAAUGCAUAUGACCAGGCUUUGGACUGUUUCAGACGACUGCUUCUUAUUCGAUCCUGGUGUCCAGAUAGAACCAUUGCUCAGGCACGAAAGUACAUAAUGCACUCAAUGGGGGAGAGAUACGCUGAGGGAGUGAUUCUGGACCUGGAGAAGACCUGGGAGGAGUCGGACCCUCGCACUCCUCUCAUCUGCUUCCUGUCUAUGGGUUCAGACCCAACAGACCCAAUCAUAGCCCUGGGUAAACGACAGAGAAUUGAAACUCGUUACGUCUCAAUGGGACAAGGGCAGGAAGUUCAUGCAUGCAAACUUCUGCAGCACUCCAUGGCUAAUGGAGGCUGGGCUUUACUUCAAAACUGUCAUUUGGGUCUGCAUUUUAUGGAUGAACUCAUGGAUACAAUCACAGAGACGGACAGCGUUCAUGACACCUUCAGACUGUGGAUGACCACUGAGGUCCACAGACACUUUCCUAUCACUCUCCUGCAAAUGUCAAUCAAAUUUACCAACGAGCCUCCUGAGGGACUGAAAGCUGGACUUAAGAGGACUUAUGUAGGUAUCAGUCAGGAUCUUCUUGAUGUGAGUAACAUGGUCCAGUGGAGGCCCAUGUUGUACGGUGUGGCAUUCCUCCAUUCCACUGUCCAAGAGAGGCGAAAAUUUGGACCUUUAGGUUGGAACAUUCCAUAUGAGUUCAACCAGGCUGACUUCAAUGCAACGAUACAGUUUGUCCAGAAUCACCUGGAUGAUAUAGACACCAAGAAGGGUGUGUCCUGGAACACCGUACAAUACAUGAUCGGCGAGAUCCAGUAUGGUGGUAGGGUGACUGAUGACUAUGACAAGCGCCUCUUGAACACCUUUGCAAAGGUGUGGUUCAAUGAGAACAUGUUCAGCCCUGAUUUCAACUUCUACAAAGGCUACAGUAUUCCCAGAUGCAAUAGCGUGGACCAGUACCUCCAAUAUGUGCAGGGUCUCCCCACAUAUGACACCCCUGAGGUGUUCGGCCUCCACCCAAAUGCAGACAUCACCUACCAAAGCAAACUCGCCAAGGACGUACUAGACACUAUCCUGAACAUCCAACCAAAGGACAGCUCCAGCGGAGGCGGAGAGACCAGGGAGGCGAUUGUGGGUCGGCUAGCAGAUGACAUGCUGGAGAAACUGCCUCCAGAUUUUGUACCAUCUGAGGUCAGAGAGAGAUUGAUAAGCAUGGGUCCUCUUCAGCCCAUGAACAUUUUCCUGCGGCAGGAGAUUGAUUGCAUGCAGAGAGUGAUUGUUCUGGUCAGGAACACGCUGAGUGACCUGAAGCUGGCCAUUGAUGGAACCAUCAUUAUGAGUGAGAACCUGCGAGACGCGCUGGACUGCAUGUACGACUCCCGAAUACCUGCACGCUGGAAAAAGGCCUCCUGGGCUUCCAACACGUUGGGGUUUUGGUUCACAGAGUUGCUGGAGCGGAACCAGCAGUUCCACUCUUGGAUUUUUGAGGGACGACCCAACUGCUUUUGGAUGACAGGCUUCUUCAACCCACAGGGGUUCCUGACAGCUAUGAGAAAGGAGAUCACUCGUGCUAACAAGGGGUGGGCGUUGGACCGUAUGGUUCUGUGUAAUGAAGUUACAAAAUGGAUGAAGGAUGACAUCACGCAGCCUCCUGCAGAGGGUGUAUAUGUUUAUGGCCUCUACCUGGAAGGGGCCGUGACUAGCUGGUUGAAUAAUGAUCUUGGAUACUCAGGUGUCAAAGAUCCUCGCUUGUACUCAUGUCCAAUAUAUAAAAAGCCUGUUCGAACAGACCUGAACUACAUUGCAGCUGUUGACCUGAGAACCAGUCACCCUCCAGAAUACUGGAUCCUGAGAGGAGUGGCCCUCCUGUGUGAUGUCAAAUAAUCGCCUUUUAAAAUGAUCUGUACAAAUGUAGACAUUGUCUUUCUGAUCUUUUUCUGUAUUUUAACUGAUGUUUACCCUGCACAUUUGAAUAAAUAAACAUGCACAGCUGUCUGUAGCACCAUACGAAAGAUCCUUCGAACCACAGCAAGCGCCUUGACAUCUAAACCUGUAAAUCCAUCAUAAAUAUUGUCGCCGUACAUUGUCAUAUGGUUUUCUGAGUGCCUCUCAAGACCAUCUGCUGGGUCUCGUCUUUAAAUGCAUGAACCUGUGGAUUAAAGGCCAAAUGUAAGCCUGCUGAUUAACAGCCCAGCU
Sinocyclocheilus rhinocerous is the source of this 13698-nucleotide messenger RNA. Its product is annotated as dynein heavy chain 5, axonemal-like. Gene Ontology annotation, cellular component: axonemal dynein complex. Lineage: Eukaryota; Metazoa; Chordata; Actinopteri; Cypriniformes; Cyprinidae. Gene Ontology annotation, biological process: microtubule-based movement. The record is from RefSeq and is a predicted model, not a curated record. Gene Ontology annotation, molecular function: dynein intermediate chain binding; minus-end-directed microtubule motor activity; dynein light intermediate chain binding.